This is a messenger RNA of Cordyceps militaris CM01, 1050 nucleotides long. RefSeq lists its product as uncharacterized. The transcript is spliced from 2 exons. Lineage: Eukaryota; Fungi; Ascomycota; Sordariomycetes; Hypocreales; Cordycipitaceae. Bases 1 to 1050 code for a protein of 349 amino acids. The record is from RefSeq and is a predicted model, not a curated record.
AUGAACUCGACCACAGGGCUUAAACAGGCUCAUGCGAACGACGAUGCCAUGACAGCAGGGAAAGAGAGUACGGCCACGAAAUGGGCUCAAUUUGCAUUGGGUGAUGGCGAUUGUCAGCUCGAAAUCAAUCGAACUAUAGAAGCACAGGGCAAACGACGGCGAAUUCCGACAGAUACAGCGGGUGAGGCCGAGACGGCCGACAAUGCGACUGGCUUGGAAGAGACAAAGAGGCCGGGACAUGAUGCUCGACUUGGAGAUACGGGUGCUGUGGAUGAGCGAGGAUCGAAGGAAAAGGAGCACGACAAUCUGGUGAUCAAGUAUCUGAAUGAUACAAGACGCGACAGCCGAUUGACUCAGGUGGCAGUCAAGGAAUGGAUGAUUGUGAACGGGUUACGUCCGAGAUGGGCGUACAGAACGGGCUAUCUAAGAAAUGACGUGAGAGUUCGGAGAUACGAUGGAGAAUUUCUCUGGAGUGUUCGGCUGGAGGACGCAGGGCACAAGGCGAUGGUGGAGCUAGAGGGGAUUUUCAGUGCUAAAGGAAAGCCUUGCGUGGCGUACGUGCGGAUGGAUCGGGUGCGACGCACAAAGAAAUUGCAGCUGGAAGGAGGGCAAGACGAGCAGAAGGAUGAAGACGACAUGUACCUUCGUCGAGUCCUUGUCGGGCUGGGGUUGCAGCAAGACAAGCAAGCCUUGGCGGAACGGGAACCGUGUACGGCAGCGCGUUCCGUUUACCUGGUUGUGGUACCACGAGGUACGCCAUCUGUGUUGCGACUGUAUUCGGGGAGCGUGUCGAGGCGAAUGCUGAACCAGGCUGCGGGGAAGAGGGCUGGAGAGAGGUUGGGGUUGCGGCGGCAGGCUUUGUUGCGACCCGACCAUAACUCUCCACCAGCAGGAAGCGUUCGUGGAGUUGACCUUGGAUACGAGGAGAUAGACCUAACGGAGGUGAACGCGGCAGGAGCCCUUUUCCGAGGGUUUUUCGUUAAACAUGGCCUCGUGGCACGCAGUACCCCGAGCGGCCAGGAAAGGAUCACAAGUUCAACCACCGAGUAG